Messenger RNA from Cuscuta campestris, 3559 nucleotides. The record is from the annotation of a GenBank genome assembly. Lineage: Eukaryota; Viridiplantae; Streptophyta; Magnoliopsida; Solanales; Convolvulaceae.
GUAGAUGCUCUAACAAAAAGAAAAAGAAAAUCGGAUCGAAGUGCGUACAUAUUCAAAACCCUUUCCCCCAAGUCUCUUCCAUAAAAAAAAAUUCAAAUUCACAAUCAUCUGCGCCUCCCUCUCCAUUCUUCUUUCGCAUAUGCGAUACAGAUACAUUUAUAUCGGCCAUACAUACCUAUAAGGGAUUUUUGUCAGGUCCGGAGUUGCGGCGAAGAUGAGCAGCGGCGGCGGCAGCAGCAGCACCACCAGCAAGAACAGUAGCCAGGCCGUAGGUGGAGCAGCGGCUAGGGUUUCAAUCCCCAGCGGCGUGUCGAGGACGAUCCAGCAGAUAAAGGAGAUCACAGGAAAUCACAGCGAGGAAGAGAUAUAUGCGAUGCUCAAGGAAUGCUCCAUGGAUCCCAAUGACACUAUCGCUAGGCUUAUCUUUCAGGAUACCUUCCACGAAGUGAAAAGGAAACGGGAGCGUAAAAGAGAGAAUACUAACAAGGAUUCCGUGGAGCCUAAGGGGAAACCAGGCUUGAUGGGGAGGGGGAAUAAGGCCGAGAGGGGGAAUUUUUCAUCUCGUUAUGCUUCUCAAGAUGGUAUUGGUGGAAGGAACUCUGCUUCUGGAAAGGAAAACGGAAAUGUCCAUAACUUAGAGAAGAGCCUUAGCCCAACGUAUGUUCCUCACCUCAAGGAGGAGAAGAGCGCUACAAGGGGCUCAUCUGCAUCCUCACCUAAUGAACUCAGUGUUGGAGCUUCUGCACCAGCCACCUCUACUGUCUUUGGCAAGUUGGCAGGUUUGCCACAACAGAGAGCUCCAACUGAUGCAAUCAAACGGCCUAACGUUGAAGAAAGAACCAGGAGUAAUCAUGGGCUGGCUGUUCAUACAAGUGAUUCCUCUACAUCUUUUGCUUCAGUAGCAUCAUCAGACACUCAGUUGCCAGCUUCAGAUCCAGUGCCGUUAGCUUCACAGGAUUCAAAAACUGUUGAUGCAUUAGGUGGAAAUAAAUCUGAAAGGCAAAGCCAAUGUGCCGCCGCCGCUGCAAUCUACAAUGAAAACAAAACUACUGGUCAAAUAGAGAUUUCCGAGGUUUGCUCAAAUGUGCAAGGAAAGAAACCGGCCACAUUCCAGGGGUCUGGGAAGAAUCAACCUGUAAUAUCUUCACAGAUGGAUUCUAGUCAGGGUGGUUCUUUUAGUAGGCCUUCGUCCAAUUACAACAACCGAUCACAAGCAAUUGGACCACAGAAAGCUGGUCAUACGAAAGAGUGGAAACCAAAGGCUACGAAUUCAACUCUCUUGCCAGGAUCUAUUACAGAUUCUUCGUCUGAAGCUCCAACAGUUUCUGUUGGACCUGAUAUCAUGUUGGAAUCUAGACAAGAUGCCCUUGAAACAAGUGAAGUAACAUUGGAGGUUCAAAAGAAGUUGGAUAAGGUGCAAAUUUCAGAAGUUCAGCAUGUUAUAAUUCCAGAUCACCUUCAUGUCCCUGAUGCUGAAAAGCUCGGGUUUUGUUUUGGAAGUUUUGAUGCAAUUUAUGAGUUAAGCACAAGCGUUAACACAACAGCUGAGAAUGACCAAAGUCCAUCCCAUUCCGAAUCUUCUGCGGUCAGUGAAGAAACUGCAAGAGAACAAUUUCCAAGCAAUGAAGGUGCAUUAUCAUCAGUAGACGAGGCAGAUAAUUCUGAUAAUAAUCCAUUGUCAUCUUCACCUGAGGAAGCGAUUGCGUCAUCUAAGGUGGGUGAAAUAUCACCCUCUGUUCCAGAAUACAAUGAAGUGAAACCAGAGAACCUGCAAGGAGAUCAUCAAUACUCUGUUGUUCAGACACCACCUAGUUAUGGUUUCAUACCACCAAUCUUAGGCAGCCAGACUGGACCUUUUGAAAGCUCCGAAUCUCAGGCUCGGGUUUCAAACUUUGUUAUUCAGCAACCAUUUGACCCAACUAGCUACUAUACUCAAUUGUAUCGUUCUGGUGUGGAUUGUGAUGGCCGUAUAUCACCUUUUCAUCCAAUCGGUGUUCAGGCCAAGUUAAAUGGAAAUGUUGCGGUAAUGUCCCCUCCAACUCAACAGUCCAUUCAAGAGGGUGGCAGCACACUUGUUUUGUCUACAGCAGCAGCAACCCCACUAGUGACUCAAGCAGCUGCGGGGCUUAUCCAGACUUCAAUAGCGGUACCCCAGCCACCGCUCCCAGCUCUGUUUAGACAACCAACGGGAAUGCACCUUCCUCAUUUUCCGGCCAACUAUAUUCCUUAUGGCCACUAUUUUCAUCCGUUUUAUCCUCCUCCAGCGAUCCAUCAAUUCUUUAGUACUGGUGCAUUUCCUCAGCAACCUCAGGCUGGCAGUGUGUAUCAACAACAACCUUCUCCAGCACCAACUCCUAAAUAUUCUCUCUCUCAAUAUAAUAAUAAUAAGCAGCAGCAGCAGCAGGGUGGAGCUAAUGCUCCAAACCCAACUUAUAUUGGACUUCCCGGUAGCUAUGGACCCUAUGGCUCUGCAACUGCCAAUUUCAAUCCCACAUUAACCACAGCUGGUAACCCAACAUCAAAUGAAGACCGUCCUGCUUCACAGUUCAAAGAGAAUAAUAACGUUUAUGGCGGCGGUCAACAGAGUGAAGGAUUGGGUGUUUGGAUAAGUGCAGCGGGUCGGGAUAUCUCCAGCUUGCAUGCUGGUUCAUUCUACAAUCUUCCACCUCAUGGUCAAGUGACAUUUUCGCCGACGCAGCCCGGGCAUGGAACCUUUGCCGCUGGCAUUUAUCAUCCGACUCCGCCGAUAACACCCCCAACCGGUCACCCACUUCUGCAGCAGUCACAGAACAUCUCCGUUCCCAAUGAAAUGGCGGGGCCCACAUCCAACAUCUACCAGCAGCAGCAGCAACCGCAGCAGCAUUCGCAGAUUAACUGGCCAGGCAGCUAUUAAACAAGAAAUAGGUUACCUUUUUAUAAUUCUUUCGUAAUGCAAUUGGCAGUGACUUUGGACAGAGGAGGAAACCGGCCACGACGUACUUUAAUUCGCAGAUAAAAAAAAAGACGAAAAGGUGGCAAGAAAAAAAAAACUUUCAAAACUUAAAAAAAAAAUAUUUUUUUCUUAAAAAAAGAUCUAUUUUUUUUGGAUUGGCUGGUGGGUGGGGUGGGUAGUAGGUUGGGAAAGGUUCAAAUCCUCCUCCAAGUCUCCAACAGAUAUGGUGCCAAUUGUAAAUUACUAGUUGAGCUCUCCUGUUAUAUUGUCUGGGUUUGCCUUUCCCCGUAGUUAGUCCCUCUAAGUAUCCAAGCUAGGAAAGUUGCGACGUUCGUUUUGCUUUUCCGACAGUUUUUUUUGGAAGGUUAAGAAAGAGAACUCUGGAAAGAAGCGAGGUUUUGGGGGUGCUUUCUUUGUUUUGUCUAGGAGGUUUCUUUGGUUUUGGUUUUGUUAUGCUUCCCAGAGUUUUUACCUGUAAAGUUGAUUUUUGGUGAGAAGAAAGGGGUGUGCACUCUAAUUUGUUGUACUUGGUGAUGGGUAUAAGCACCAACAAAAAAAAAAAGAGAAGUGGCAUUAAUUAUUUCACUCUUUAUUUUAUACGGAGUAUAUUAAAAAGAUUAGUCCAAU